UCUGUUUAUAUGAUUCUUGUUCUGCUUGCGCUUCUCAGUAUGCUCACAUUUCUGGGUACAAAGAGACGCUGCUUUCUUUAUUUGGCUGCUGCUUUUUCUAUUUCAGUGGGAAUAUAUUUGGGAAUUUACCGUACUCAGAUUAGGAAAAAAUUCAAUAUUAGGGAUAGCGAGAGUUCUUUCGAUGAUUGUGUAUACCAUCUCAUUUGCCCAUGUUGCUCCUUGUGCCAGGAAUCUCGAACACUAGAGAUGAAUAAUGUUCAAGAUGGCAUCUGGCAUGGUAGAGGUGAUACAAUAUGCAUAGGAAGCUACUCCGAAGGUGGUGGUAAGGCACUUUUUGAGCGAAAUCCACCUCCUGUUAUGUCAAGACAGUCUCCAGAGCCCCAGUGUAUUUCAAAAGCUACAGAUGAGAGCAGUCAUGUAUGGGCUGCUGAAGUUGGUCAAACUUCUCCCCUGGUUUGACCAGCUGCUGAACAAUUGUAACACUCAGAAUUAGCUAGCUAGCUCAGACAGAAAAUCGAAGCUUCAGAUUAAUGUCGCACAAAAGCGAGGUGGAAGCAUGAGAUUCAUUGCGCUGCUUGGUCUCGAGCGCAGCCUUCUUGUGGAAGAGUGGUGAAAGAUUUUCAGGUGAUUGAGUAGGUAGAUAAAGAUUACAUCCGAACUUUCUGAGAGUGGGGGAAUUCUUCAAGAAAAAGACCCUCAUCUCAUGUGUAUAUAUGGUUUCCACGAAAAUGUUGUAAAAAGAAAAAAUGUAUCUUUAAUUCAUUAUUGAAUAUCAUUAGAUUUCUGGUCGUUGGUCUCGAAAUUGAUCAGCUAAAUGAAGGGUUCUUUGAAUCUAUCCUAUGCAACUCUGUAACUCCUGUGCUGAAGACCAGCAUCGUCGUGUAAAUACUUUGCAUUUCUGGCUUUGUCGU
This is a messenger RNA of Coffea arabica (coffee), 911 nucleotides long. NCBI's taxonomy places the organism in Eukaryota, Viridiplantae, Streptophyta, Magnoliopsida, Gentianales, Rubiaceae. The record is from RefSeq and is a predicted model, not a curated record.